CCCGCAUGCGCACUGCUGAUUUCAGUCAUGGCUGCUCGUGGCUGGAGGUUGUGUGCUUUUCUCCAGAGAUGUUCCGGGUGUUCGAUGGCGAUGAAUGUUCCUACUCCUGUCAGGAUGUCCUUGCUUGUAAGGUUAAUCGGCACGAGUUCCUGUUUGCAUAAGAAGAAUAUGGCUGCUACAUUCCAUGAGAAAUAUACUGAAGAAUUCAUUAAACAACAGAUUGAAGAGUUCAACAUUGGGAAAAGACACCUUGCUAACAUGAUGGGUGAGGAUCCAGAAACAAUUGGUCAAGAGGAUAUUGAUAGAGCGAUCAGAUACCUUUUCCCAUCUGGGGUGUUUGACAAGAAGGCUAGACCAAUCAUGAAGCAUCCUCUGGAAAUCUUUCCAAAACAGAGGGCUGUCCAAUGGGGAGAAGAUGGUCGUCCUUUCAAUUACCUUUUCUACACAGGAAAGCAGUCCUACUAUUCACUUAUACAUGAUACCUAUGAACAAUUUCUUAACAUCCAGAUGUAUGAAGAUCAACUGAGAGACAAAGGUCUGUUUUCUCUGGAUUGCAAGCCAAUAAAUUUAAGUGGAAGUAGAUGGUUGACGAAAGAAGAACUGGAAGAGAUGCUGGUUGAGCACAUUUCUGACCAAGAUUACCUGUACUUUCUUCGGUUACUGGAGCGAAUGCUAUCCUUACCAUACUGCAGUAUUAAGGAAGAAUAUGUGUUGAAAUUUCGCAGAAGGAUGGAAGAUCAGUCCAAGAAACAGAUAAUUGAAGCUUUACAGUUUGAUGAGAGCGGAGUAGCUUUCAGUAAAGGAGAAGGUAAACGGAAAACAGCAAAAGCAACAGUCAUAGUUCGAGAUCAUGGAAGUGGAAACAUAACAGUGAAUGGGGUGGAUUAUUUGUUCUACUUUCCAUCACUACAAGAAAGAGAACAACUGAUGUUCCCUUUCCAAUUCCUGAACCGACUAGGAAUGCAUGACAUGGAAUGUACAGUACAUUCAGGUGGCAUAUCUGCACAAGCAGGAGCUAUUCGCUUGGCCUCUUCAAGGGCUUUGCUUAGCUUUAUCACCGAGAAAGAGGUGGAAUCCAUGAGGCAAGCUGGCUUGCUGACUCCUGAUCCUCGUGUGAGAGAGCGGAAGAAGCCUGGUCAGGAGGGAGCCCGCAGGAAGUUCACAUGGAAGAAACGUUAAUCAGUGCCUUUUCCUGUGAAGCAACCCUGAGGUGGUUUGAAAUCAGAAGCAGAACUUCAACAAGACCUGCAGUAUGGACACCUGCUCGAACAUAUUUGAGGGCUUGCAAGAUCAUUAUUGUCUCAGAUCUCAAUUUCCUGCACAUGAGAACAAAGUUUACCUAUGGUUUUAUUUAUCUGCAAAAAUUCUGGGAAUGAAUCUUUUAAUCAUUAUUUUAAAUAGUAUUCUUUUAUUAUCAGACUGUAAAUGUGGUGUUUUUGUGUAUGCUGACAUAACAUGAUAUUUAAUUCAUUUCUUUUCACAAUGACCUCAAGUGGUUGCUUUUGAUACAUUCGUUUUCUGGUCUGUAUGUCGGGUUAGAAAUUGCUGAGUUUCCAAAAUGAACAACUAAUCUGCAAUAUCAGUUUUACACUUCAUGACAAGUUUAAAUCUAUUGUAACUAUGUGGUAAUCCUUGUAAGCAUUUAUCACACUUGUUCUCUUUACGGGUCCAAUAACAUAUCAGUCAUGAAGCAUGGUUCUUUUUAAUUCCAUUAUUUGCAUCAUUGCUUUCACAUUUGUUUAGUUUCCUUGAGAGGAAAAUUUAUUUUGAUGUCAUGCCUGAUUUCUACUUAUAUCAAUUGUUUAAUGUUUGCUUUACUGCAACAUUGUAAAUCAAAACUUCUAAUACAAACUGUCACACUCUGCUAUUAACAUUUGUAAUCUCUGCAGUGAUGCUGUUUGUAUUAAGUGGCUAAAAUUUCUGACUGUUUUUCUAGGGAUUUUAAGGUUGCACCUUUUUAGGCAUUAAACCCAAGGACCAGAGCCUGUUUUGAAGCAUAUCUUCACACAUUUAUUUCUCCCAACGAGACACUGGAAGCUAUUAUUUGUUAAAUCUUGCCUUUAAUUUCAUAGUGUUCCCAGAGACAGUCCACAUUAUCAAAAAGAGAUUUUCAGAGCAACCAAUGCAGAGACUUUCAAUACAGUCUUCAUCUUUGUUGUAUAUGUGGAGAUAUUUUGAUUUAAAGUUGUCAAGGUCAUUUCAUUGCAAAAGCCAAACAGUAAAAAUAAAAGCAGAAAAUGCUACAUUUUCAUUUUAAAUGUAAAAAUAAAUUUGGUCAGAUAUUGUUUCACGUAUUAUCAAGAACAACUUGUAGUACAAUAAAUAUUCAUAGUUCUAGGUAUCCAUCUUUUAGACAUUGCCCUCUGACCGAGGAAAUCACAGGCUCAAGGUCCACUUCAGAGACGUGAGCACAUAAUAUGGCACUUCAGUGCACCUUCGAGGAAAUAAAAGAUCCCAUGAUUGAACUUGAGCAGAAUCCUUCUGUUAACCUGGCUGAUGUUAUCUCUCGACCAUCCUGACUAACAUUUUACAAAAACAAAGUAUUAUAAAGUGAGAGGUCUGAAAUAUAAACAGAAAAUGCUAAAAGUGCACAGCAUCUCUUCAGAGAGAAAUAUAGCUGGCUUUGUGUGAUUGCUGCAGUCACCAUCAUUAGAAUUGUGACUACAUUUCGAAUGUGCCUAAUUUACUAUGAAGCAUUUUGAGAUGUCCUGGAAGGCAGACUAUAAAUUAUUUUUGUUCUGUCUUUAUUUCACAAGGGUAGCUCUACCUCAUGGUAUUUUACCUUUGUAUAAAUAUUUUCUCUUGUAUCUAGUGGUGGAGUGGCUUUGUACCACAACUAGACCUUGGAUGCUCAAUAAUAUAUCUCAUAGAUGUGAAGCACCUUCCUUACUAUUUAUUACAUUCAAGCUGUUCUUCCAUCUGUAAAAAUUUAUUUGAUCAACACAUGCUCAUAAAGCCUUGUUUUACUGUA
This is a messenger RNA of Hemiscyllium ocellatum (epaulette shark), 2971 nucleotides long. It is a transcript of the gene mrps9, whose product is annotated as mitochondrial ribosomal protein S9. Gene Ontology annotation, molecular function: RNA binding; structural constituent of ribosome. The coding region runs from base 28 to 1179 and encodes 383 amino acids. Gene Ontology annotation, cellular component: ribosome; mitochondrial small ribosomal subunit. The transcript is spliced from 11 exons. Gene Ontology annotation, biological process: translation. The record is from RefSeq and is a predicted model, not a curated record. NCBI's taxonomy places the organism in Eukaryota, Metazoa, Chordata, Chondrichthyes, Orectolobiformes, Hemiscylliidae.